GAACACUGACGUACGUUUUGGAAUCAGUUACAAUUAAACUGUUCUGCGAACGAGAUAAAUUUUGUUGUUAUACGUUUACGUACAAGUAAGCAUGUAUAAGAAUAUACUCUGUGUUUUGGCUGUGGUAUUCCUUUCAUUUAUACUGCUAACAUAGAAUGAGUGACACAUUAUUAUGUGUGUCGUAUAUCGAGCGGGCUCCAUGUUCUUGGAAAUAACAAGAUUUCUUAAGCAGUCUGUUGAAGUCAUGUUGAACUUUCAGAGGUGAAAAUAUGAGUUUUGCUUAACGCUUGUAAAAUUGCGAGCUUUAUAGCCAACUUGGGUGUAAUGCCCUGUACUAUGUUAGCUGAAAGGCGACUGUCAGCAGGCUGGACAACCGGGGUUCCAUUCCUGGCAGGAGAUAUUGCAGGGUAGAUUCACUUGCAGGCGACCCUAAGUGAUUAAAACAAUGUGACAUCGUCUGUAACCCAUGUAUCUUCACAUCCACCAUGGUUAAUAGAGCCAACUUAGAAACAGUGCUGAGGAAGGAUGGUGUGAAUAUUCCCAGUGAAGUAAGUGAACAUGUGGAAGAGAUGAGUGAACUGCAGGAUAAUACUGAUACUAGUCCACUUACAGAGUUUGUGAAAGUUGAAAUGACAUUUGAUGACAUGUCAGAGUAUGCAGUGGAAGAGAACGCUGAUGUAAAUUUAACAUUAGCUGAAUAUGUAAAGGUUGAGUUGAGUGUAGAUGAUGAACAUAAUUCAGGCAGCAAAGAGACAUCUGUGAAGAUGGAGAAAAGUGAAUGUAAGGAGAAUAAUUUGUGUGCUGGUCAACUAUGUAAAGAUAUGCUGGGAGCUACUGAAUCAGAACAGAUUAAUACAGGUAACAUUCUCAAAGGAAUAGCACAUGCGGAAUCUUCAGUAGAUCUACAGGAUAAGGAAGAAAUUGGCAACCUACAAACUUCUGUGGAUACUUGUACUUCAUCAGCAACUACAACCCACAAACAUGAGUCAGGUUCAAGAGAAACUGAUAAACACACAAUUGAAUAUACUCGUGUAUCUACACGCCACACGAACAGACAGUGUGAUGAGUUGUGCUACGGAGGAACCAUGUCAGCUUCCAUGUGUAACAAAACAUUCAUGAGCCCGGAGUUUUUGACACGGUUUUUAGAAGCGUACCGUGAAUUGCCGGUUCUGUGGCAGGUUCGCAGCACAGAGUAUUCAAAUAGGGGAAAGCGGGAUGAGGCCUGGGAUUUACUCGUGCAGUUCACAAGAGAGAAAAUCCAUGAUGCUGACUUGAAUUUUGUUAAGAAAAAAGUGGAUAGUAUCCGGGCAUCAUUUAGGAAAGAACUGCGCCGAGUUCGGGAGAGCAAGAGAAGGGGUGCGUCUGGGGAUGAUGUCUACAAGCCAACGCUGUGGUACUUUGACCUGCUUUUGUUCACGGCAGACCAAGAGAAUCCUCGGAAAAGCAAAAGCAGUUUGGAUGAAGACGCUGAAGAUGUUGAUUGUGAUUCACAAGAAACAACAGCUUUGACAAUAGCAGAGGAUGAAGCGAGGGAAGGCGAGAUUACUCAAAUGUUACAUGAAGGCAAACAAACUUUGGACAUGGUUUCACAGUCUCCAUUUCUAAAAAGGAAGAAAACCUCUUCAAAAACUUCUAGAAGUGUCCAUGCCGAAGAAACACAGCGGCAAACUCUUAUUCAAAAGGCAAUGGCUAUAUUUAACCAACAAGAUGAUGAGUACGACGCCCUAGGGAAAACGUACGCUGCAAAACUGCGUCGCAUGCCUGCCACUCAGAGGGACAUUGCUGACAAAUUGAUUAAUGAUGUUCUGUUUAAAGGUCUGCAGAGUAAUCUUACACCUUCGACUUUUAUUUCUGAUUAUGGGUAUACAACUGGUGCCUGGAGGUCAAGUGAUACACCCUCUCCAUUCUCCACCUACUCAAACCCAACUCCAUCAGCAACUCCAGGUCCGUCUAACUACCCGGUACACUCCCCAGAACAGGACCCAGGAACUGUAUUUCCUCCCUAAUGACUGUAUUCGAUGUUAGGUACAUAUUUAAAGUUUUCUUACCUUCAAAUAUCUUUCUUUUAGAGCCUUGCAGGUCUCUGGAAUGAUUUUUUCCAAAGCUUGAAGUGAUAUAAUAGUGGCAAACUUGAGAUCUUCAAACGACCGUCCUGGGGCAAAAAAAUAAGAGUCGCUGCGAUUCGUGCUUCAGGGGUAAUAGCAUUCUGCAUCACAGUAUCUUCUUUCACUAUGAACGGUUUUACUUUUGCUACCAAAUACCUGAAGUUUUCAUCUGAUAUUCUGAAGUAGUUUUUGUAGUCUUCAGGUCUGUUAGUUCCAAUAAAGUUCAAUAAAUUUAAA
Cryptotermes secundus is the source of this 2342-nucleotide messenger RNA. RefSeq names its product zinc finger protein OZF. Gene Ontology annotation, molecular function: RNA polymerase II cis-regulatory region sequence-specific DNA binding; DNA-binding transcription factor activity, RNA polymerase II-specific. The transcript has 6 exons. NCBI's taxonomy places the organism in Eukaryota, Metazoa, Arthropoda, Insecta, Blattodea, Kalotermitidae. Gene Ontology annotation, cellular component: nucleus. The record is from RefSeq and is a predicted model, not a curated record. Gene Ontology annotation, biological process: regulation of transcription by RNA polymerase II. The coding region runs from base 486 to 2006 and encodes 506 amino acids.